Molecule: messenger RNA, 1858 nt
Organism: Mytilus californianus (California mussel)
Lineage: Eukaryota; Metazoa; Mollusca; Bivalvia; Mytilida; Mytilidae
Exons: 9
Coding region: 1-1794 (597 amino acids)
Biological process (GO): iron ion transport
Cellular component (GO): plasma membrane
Molecular function (GO): copper ion binding; oxidoreductase activity
Source: RefSeq, a predicted model, not a curated record
AUGGCCAACUACAAGGACCACCCGUGCAUAAGACCAUGUAAAACAGAUUAUCCAAUGACAUGUGAAUACAACUUUACAGUUGAAUACUAUUAUACUCUUACAAAGUCUUGUUACGACUGUCCUUACAAUACAACAGAUUGUGAACGACCUCAUUGUGUUCCAGCGGAUGGGAAUCAAAGGGGAAUAAUCACUGUGAACAGGAUGUUACCUGGCCCUGGAAUUCAUGUAUGUUACAAUGAUACAAUAGUUGUAAAUGUUCAUAAUAAGCUGGAGGGUAGCGAAGGAACAUCUAUACACUGGCAUGGUAUACACCAGAAAGAAUCACAAUUUAUGGAUGGUGUAGCCAUGGUAACACAGUGUCCAAUACUACCAUACACUUCAUUCCAGUACAAAUUUAAGGCAUCGACACCAGGAACACACUUUUGGCAUGCUCACUCAGGAUUACAGAGAUCUGAUGGAUUCUUUGGACCGUUAGUCAUACGUCAAACCCCUGAACAAGAUCCACAGUACAACAUGUACGACAUUGACACACCAGAGUAUACAGUAAUCAUUAACGAUUGGUUAACAGAGCUGUCAAUCAACAAAUUUGCCCAUCAUUAUCUUGCGGAUGGUGACAAUAAACCAGCAUCAAUGCUAAUAAACGGAAAGGGAGCAUUUCAAAAGUUUACGGCGUCUACAGGAAGUGAAGUCUACACGCCAUUUGAAGUUUUCACAAUCGACUCUGGUCGCCAAUACCGCUUUCGACUGAUCAGUAACGGUCUACUUUAUUGUCCAAAACUAAUCUCUAUUGAUGACCACAACUUAACAGUUAUAGCUACGGACGGAACUCCAGUCGAACCAAUAGAAGUGGAAAGUCUGGUAAUGUACAACGGAGAGCGCUAUGACGUCAUCAUAAACGGUGAUCAGCCGGUUGACAAUUACUGGAUGAGAGUAGUAGGACUUGCAGACUGCGAAGUGAAAAAUGCUUCUCAGCUUGCUAUAAUAAGAUAUCGAGGAGCCAAUGAGACUGACCCCUCGGAAUCAAGAUUUCAUGAUGAUGGAAAAAGAGAUGGAAAGAUACUGAACCCAUUGAAUACUAAAGAGACAGAGACACUUAUUCCAGUCUCCACUUUGGUAUCAAAACUUGACGAUGAUGCAUCCCUUAAAGAUAUUCCCGACAAACGCUUUUAUUUGGCGAUGGACUUCUACAAUAUUAGCAACUACCGAUUAAAUGAUAUGUACCAAAUGCAUGACCAUAUCCAUUUUACGCCACAGAUUAAUCACAUAUCUAACAUUUUACCACCAUCACCUGUAUUAUCGCAAUUUAAUGCCAUUCCAAAGGAAUUAUUGUGCAAUCCAGAGACACUGAGUAAGACAACUGACUGUACCAAUGAGUAUUGUGAAUGUGUACAUGUACAGAAAGUGUCACUAGGAGAUACAGUAGAACUGGUGCUGAUUGAUGAAGGGCAUACAUAUGAUGCAAACCAUCCCAUGCAUUUACAUGGGAAUUAUUUCCGAGUAGUUGGGAUGGAUAGGCUUGGAUCCACUACAACUUUAGAGGAAGUAAAAAAACUAGACGACCUUGGAUUAUUGAACAGAAAUCUUACAAAACGGGCAGCUAAAGACACUAUAACUGUACCAGAUGGCGGGUACACUAUUAUCAGGUUCCAUGCUACUAAUCCAGGAUUUUGGUUUUUUCACUGUCACAUAGAAUUUCACGCAGAGAUAGGUAUGGGCCUAGUUUUUCAAGUUGGCGAACUCCAUGAACAUCCGAAACCACCACUAAAUUUUCCAAAGUGUGGAUCAUGGCAUUAAGUGGAGGGAUCGUUCACUGUAAGAAUUGUCUAAACUGUAGACCAUUGAGACGCUUUAGUUAUGC